CAUUUAACGCGGCUUUCUUUUCAAACAAUUUCUCGUUGAAAGGCAACCCCAUUUCAAAGUCGAACCCUCUGCCCAAUUCGCUGCUUCUCUUCUCCACUUCCAAAAGCUCCCAGACCGCGAGAAAGCUCCGCUGUGGUUGAUGGCGGGCGUCACCGGAGUUAGGGUCUUCGUCAACCUAUUGUGUCGAUCAACGUCGGAGGCGAGCUCAAAGCCGUUGCAGUUUCGUUGCUUUGGCGGUAAGCCGUCCCCGAUGAGGCCUUCGGCGGCGGCGAAGGCAGUUGCGAAUGCAUUGGAGGACGUGGAGGUUCCCACCGAGGGGAUUAGCCGCCCUCUUUCGGAGAUCUUGAGGGAGCUCGGUAAGAAGGUCCCGGACUCCUUCGUGAAGUUAUGGGUCGAAGACGGACAGACCAUCAAAUAUGUCCCAUGGCAUAUUAUCAACCGUAUUUUGAACCUGCAUGCGCCAGAAUGGUCUGGAGAGAUUCGAAAUAUUGUUUAUUCUGCUGAUGGAAAAGCUGUAACCGUCAUUUAUAGAGUCACUCUUCAUGGUACUGAUGCUGAGAUCUACAGAGAAUCUAGUGGAACUGCUUCUCUUGAUGACACAAACUAUGGAGAUCCAGUGCAGAAGGCUGAAGCAAUGGCAUUCAGACGAGCCUGCGCUCGUCUUGGCUUGGGACUUCAUCUUUAUCAUGAGGAUUUGUAGAAAAGAUGUUGGUUUCCUCUUUUGCACCAUGCAGUUUUCCUCUGUAACGACUUGUUUCUCGUUUUGUUUAUGAAGCUUUUUAGGCUUUGUUUGGGAUGGCUUUCUGAUUGCUUCUUAAAGCAGCUUUUUAGUUUAUAAAAAUUAUUUUUGUACUAAAAAGCUGUUUUAAAUUGGGAGAAAGCUGUUCCAAACGAAACCUUAAUAAGAUUCAUAUGAAAGAAAUCUAGUCAUGAGCAUUUAAAUAUCAUGGCCCUUCCCUUUGUUUGUAUUAUGGAACUUGCUAACUUGAAUCCAAAGCUAUUGUUAUGAUUUUGUUUAUUA
Messenger RNA from Dendrobium catenatum, 1021 nucleotides. Its product is annotated as DNA repair RAD52-like protein 1, mitochondrial. Gene Ontology annotation, molecular function: DNA binding. The transcript is spliced from 4 exons. The coding region runs from base 140 to 700 and encodes 186 amino acids. Lineage: Eukaryota; Viridiplantae; Streptophyta; Magnoliopsida; Asparagales; Orchidaceae. Gene Ontology annotation, biological process: double-strand break repair via homologous recombination. The record is from RefSeq and is a predicted model, not a curated record.